Dioscorea cayenensis subsp. rotundata (Guinea yam) is the source of this 3039-nucleotide messenger RNA. RefSeq names its product exosome complex exonuclease RRP44 homolog A. Bases 57 to 2867 code for a protein of 936 amino acids. Lineage: Eukaryota; Viridiplantae; Streptophyta; Magnoliopsida; Dioscoreales; Dioscoreaceae. Gene Ontology annotation, biological process: rRNA catabolic process. Gene Ontology annotation, cellular component: cytoplasmic exosome (RNase complex); nuclear exosome (RNase complex). The record is from RefSeq and is a predicted model, not a curated record. Gene Ontology annotation, molecular function: endonuclease activity; RNA binding; 3'-5'-RNA exonuclease activity. The transcript has 24 exons.
AGCUUCAAAAGCUUCACCAAAAACCCUCCUCCUCGUCGCCGGCGCCGGGAUCCACGAUGCUGCAAAGCAAGUCCUUUGUCAAGAAAACCAAGCAAGGGAGGCUUCUGAAGGUUGUGCGGGAACACUACUUGCGCGACGACAUUUACUGCGGCGCCCUCUCAUGUACGUCCUGUGACACCUCCGCCGCUCGCCUCAGCCCGCCGGAGUCCGCCUCUAUCAUCAUCGUUGAUACCAACGUCGUGCUCAAUCAGAUUGAUUUGUUGGAGAAUCCUGCGAUCGAUAAUGUUGUGGUGUUGAAUGUCGUGCUGGAGGAGGUGAAGAACAAGAACCUUCCGGUUUAUAAUCGUCUCAAGUCGCUUUGUAGUAAUUCAGCGAGGAAGUUCUUUGUGUUCUCUAAUGAGCAUCAUAGGGAUACUUAUGUGAAGGAGAUGGUAGGGGAGAGUCCGAAUGAUCGGAAUGAUAGAGCAAUCAGAGUGGCUGCUCGUUGGUACCAAAACCACUUGGGUGGGCAGGGUAAUGUUUUGCUCAUUACCAAUGACAAGGAUAAUAGAAGAAAAGCAGUUGAAGAGGGGCUUUCUGCGGAAACCAUUGAAUCAUAUGUGAGGUCUCUUGGGAGACCUGAUUUACUUGACCUGGUUGCACUUCCCACUUUACAAGAUGUAAAUAUGGACGAUGUGGAAGAUUUGAGGCCAUCAAAGAGGAAACUUAUAUACAGUGAGCAUAAACCAAUGUCAGAGAUCACGGCAGGUUUGCUUCGUGGAAUUUUUCAUCAAGGAAAGCUACGUGUCAAUCGCUACAAUCCACUUGAAGCAUAUGUUGGAAGUGAAAGUAUUGGUGAUGAGAUUGUUAUUUAUGGUAGAACUCAUAUGAAUAGGGCUUUUGAUGGAGACAUAGUUGCUGUGGAGCUCUUGCCACAGGAGCAGUGGCGGGAAGCAAAAUCCUUGAUUGUUGUGGAUGGUGAUGAUGAUGAUGAGGAAGAAGAUGUUCGUUUGGUUCCAAGUAGUGCUGAUGAUGCUCCAAGGAAUACAGAUCCGGCACAAAGUGCUUCGACAGCUCCGAAUCCUGAAUCCUUUCGUCCAUCUGGACGUGUGGUUGGCAUUAUAAAGCGUAAUUGGCAGUCUUAUUGCGGGUCUUUGGAGCCAAUGCCCAUGCCAGCAGGUAAUGGUGGCAUUGCUCAUGCAUUGUUUGUCAGCAAAGAUCGCAGAAUCCCGAAAAUUCGGAUUCAAACAAGACAACUUGGGAAUCUUCUGGAUAAGAGAAUUAUUGUUGCUGUUGAUUCAUGGGACUGCUUGUCUCGGUAUCCAUCGGGACACUAUGUCCGCACCAUAGGAGAGAUUGGUGAUAGAGAUACUGAAACUGAGGUGGUGUUGAUCGAGAAUGACAUUAACUCAAGGCCUUUUUCUGCACAAGUUCUUGCUUGUUUGCCACCUUUACCUUGGACAUUAUCUGCUGAAGAUCUUGCUAAUCCAAAUAGACAAGAUCUCCGGCAACUGAGGGUUUUCAGUGUGGAUCCACCAGGAUGUAAGGAUAUUGAUGACGCAUUGCAUUGUACACCUCUUCCAAAUGGUAACUUUGAAGUGGGAGUCCAUAUUGCUGAUGUUACACAUUUUGUUCACCCUGGCACUUCUCUCGAUGAGGAGGCUGCACAAAGGGGAACAUCUGUUUAUCUUGUUGAGAGGCGAAUUGACAUGCUUCCUAAACCUCUGACUGAAGAUGUAUGUUCCCUCCGCUCUGAUGUGGAAAGGCUGGCGUUCUCUGUUGUUUGGGAAAUGACACCUAAUGCAGAUAUCAUAUCCACAAGAUACACAAAAAGUGUAAUUAAAUCCUGUGCUGCUUUGUCUUAUGUGGAAGCUCAAGCAAGGAUGGAUGAUAGUCGCUUGAUGGAUUCAUUAACAACUGAUCUGCGAAAUUUAAAUUGUCUGGCAAAGAUCAUGAGGCAAAGACGGAUAGAAAGAGGAGCACUAACUCUUGCUUCUGCAGAAGUCAAAUUCCAAAUUGAUACUGAAACUCAUGACCCUCUGGAUAUUGGAAUGUAUCAGAUUCGAGAAGCAAAUCAAAUGAUUGAAGAGUUUAUGCUUGCAGCUAAUGUUUCAGUUGCGGAGAAAAUCUUGACACAUUUCCCUCUUUGCUCCUUGCUCAGGCGCCAUCCGAGUCCAACCAAGGAGAUGCUUGAGCCUCUGUUGCGGACAGCUGCUGCUGUUGGCCUGGAUUUGGAUGUUUCAUCUUCAAAAGCACUUGCAAAUUCACUUGAUCAUGCAGUGGGUGACGAUCCAUACUUCAACAAGCUAAUCAGGAUUUUGGCCACUAGGUGCAUGACUCAGGCAGUUUAUUUUUGCAGUGGAGAUUUAAGCCGGUCUGAAUUUUACCACUAUGGGCUUGCUUCACCUCUUUAUACCCAUUUCACAUCUCCUAUACGGCGAUAUGCAGAUGUUAUUGUUCAUAGAUUGCUAGCAGCAGCUCUUGGAAUAUCCGCGCUGCCACCAGUUUUUCAAGAUGGUCCCCAACUUACGGGCAUUGCAGAUAAUUUGAACUAUCGUCACCGAAAUGCCCAGAUGGCUAGCCGAGCCUCAGUUGAACUCCACACACUAAUCUUUUUUAGGAAACGGCCAACUGACACAGAAGCAAGGAUAGUGAAGAUUCGGUCAAAUGGGUUCAUAGUCUUUGUUCCCAAGUUCGGUAUUGAAGGGCCGGUAUAUCUAACACGAAGAGGGGAGAACGGUGGUGAAUGGAUGGUCGAUGAUGUUAAUCAGAGAGUGACAAAGCCAGGCACCAACAUCACAUACGCUGUGCUCCAAACUGUCAGAAUUCAUAUGGAGGUGGUUGAACCUCAACCUAACCGGCCUAAGCUUGAACUCACUCUGUUGUAACAAUAAUCUAUCUUUCCAUUUUUCCUGAUGUGUAGAGAAAAGACUGAUCUUUUCUUCUCACCCUUUACGGGAUUUUAUUCCUCUAGGAAAUUUUGUACUUGCUAUGCAAAUAUAUUCAUUUCCACUGUUAUUGUUAUAAGAUUUUGGCUAUGAAGCAACAAAAAUUGUGAUA